Molecule: messenger RNA, 2451 nt
Organism: Aspergillus mulundensis
Lineage: Eukaryota; Fungi; Ascomycota; Eurotiomycetes; Eurotiales; Aspergillaceae
Product: lysophospholipid acyltransferase family protein
Exons: 6
Coding region: 1-2451 (816 amino acids)
Cellular component (GO): mitochondrial membrane
Source: RefSeq, a predicted model, not a curated record
AUGUCGUCGGCGAAGUCACCCGUGGGCGAAUCCGCCCCGGAUCUCGAAAUCGUUGGCGACCAGGUUACGAUCCAUCCCAGCGGGUAUACUGGAGGUCCAGAGCCGCAAGAUGGAGGCAUUACGGAGCGCAAUCUCAUCAAUAACAUGGCGCGGUUCCGCGAGAACCCGUUCGAUUUCCUGCGCGAAGUGAGCACGUACAUGAUGUCGGGCUCUAGCUGGCGCUCCUACGACGAUGUCAUUGGGCAGCCGAUAUAUUAUUCUGGGUUUACAGAGCAGAUCAAAUCACAUAUUCUGGCGAGCCCGAUCCUGCGGGACAAGGUCAAAGAGCUCGCGGAGGCGCGAGUAGAGGUGGAGGAUAAAGAGGGGCUUCUUCAAAUCAAGACUGGACAGUUUGCGCGGACUAGAACGCAGAGACGGAAUGAGCUGGAGCAUAACCUCAACGAGGCGGUGGACCAGAUGUUGGAUAACAUGAUUUGCAAGAUGGAGAGCAAGCGGUUCAUCCGCGGCGCAUACUACCUUGCUAGCCAGCUUCUUACCCGAGCCUAUCACCAAGGCAUUCACGUAUCUAGCGAGGAGAUCCUACGGUUACGAGGUGUUGCGGAGGAAGCCGCAAAAAAGAAGCAGUCCAUCGUCUUCUUGCCAUGCCACAAGUCGCACGUCGACUAUGUCUCGCUUCAGAUUAUUUGCUACCGGUUAGGAAUUGCCUUGCCUGUUGUCGUCGCCGGAGACAACCUGAAUAUCCCCCUGGUAGGCCCCUUCCUCCAACAUGCAGGCGCAAUGUGGAUUCGACGAAGCUUCGGAAACGAUGCACUGUACAACACCGUGGUUCAGGCGUAUAUCGACACGAUCUUACAGAAGGGGUACAACUUCGAGUGUUUUAUCGAAGGUGGACGAUCCCGAACCGGAAAGCUCCUGUCACCGAAGUUUGGAAUCCUCAGCUUCAUCGUGGAUAGUGUACUGUCCGGCCGUACUGAAGACACCAUCAUAUGCCCUGUCAGUACGCAAUACGACAAAGUAAUUGAAACUGAGUCGUACAUCAGCGAGCUUCUGGGUCAACCCAAGCGCAAGGAGAAUCUAGCCGAUUUCUUAUCUUCGUCGUCUGUUCUGUCUCUCAAGCUGGGCAGGGUAGACGUGCGAUUCCAUAAGCCAUGGAGCUUGAGGGAAUACAUUACUCAGCACUUAUCCAGAUUGCCGCAGCAGUUGGAGCUGAAGCAGGGGAUCAAACUCGGCCUCGGCAAUUCCGAACGGGGCCGGCUUUUGCGAUCGCUAGGAUACAGAGUCCUAUCAGACAUCAACAAUGUCUCCGUCAUGAUGCCGACGGCUUUGGUAGGAACUGUUCUUUUGACUCUUCGUGGACGUGGAGUCGGCAAAGCCGAGCUUGUCCGGAGGGUGGAAUGGUUAUGUGACCGUGUACGAGCCAAAGGAGGACGAGUUGCGCAUUUCUAUCGAUAUCCAACAGAGGUGGUUGUGAAUCGCGCGCUCGACGUGCUCGGGCCGAAGAUUGUGGGCGAGGUCACUGGAUUGGUCGAACCGACAUACUUUGCUGUAGAUCGUUUCCAGCUUUCGUUCUACCGGAAUAUGACCAUCCACCUGUUCAUCACCGAGGCGCUCGUAUCUGCAGCGAUGUACACAAGGGUGAAGCAAGGAGGUGGACCCGCGCAUCAGCGGAUCUCUUUCGGCGAUCUCCUACAUCAUGUCACUUUUCUUUCUCAGCUCUUCCGUGGCGAAUUCAUUUUCCCUCCAGAAGGUCUGACCACAAAUUUGGAGAACACCUUGCGGGUCCUCGAAAACGACCAAGUCCUGGAAAUCACUAGGGACUCUACCGGCGCACCACUAUUCGUUGAGCUCUCAGAAGCCGAGCGCCAGUGUGGACGCGAGAAUUAUGACUUCUACUGCUUCCUUAUCUGGCCAUUUAUUGAGGCCUCAUGGCUAGGAACCGUAUCCCUACUAGGUCUAACUCCGCCUCUCAGCGGGCCGAAGGAUGUGUGGAUUGAUCUAAGCAAGGCGCAGAACAACGCACAACUGCUCGGCAAAACGCUCUAUCACCAAGGAGACCUAUCCUACUUCGAAGCGGUCAACAAAGAGGCACUCAAGAACUCCUACGAGCGAUUCGCCGAAGAAGGCAUUAUCAUUGUCGCGAAGAGCAAAGAAGCCCGCUCGCCCACCAAAAUGAGGCUCGCUUCAGAGUGGACGCCAGAGCGUGACCCAGAGACAGGGAAACUCCUCCCUCAAGGCCGCCUUUGGGACUUCAUGGAGCUGAUUGCUCAGUCUAGACGCGAAGGGAAAAACCGCCGAGAUGGGGCAACUGUUUCUUCUCGUGUCCUGACCAUGUCCGACAAUGUUGGCCGUACGUUGUUCGAGACUGCUGAGAGUCGUGAGCCAACGAAUGAUGUUGCUUUGUCGACUACAGCGCCGCGAAGGAAGGCGCUUGCGCCUAUGGCGAAGUUAUAA